UCAACUCUUUUUUUGACAAAUAUGUAGGCAAGAAAACUACAUUGAAAGAAUUUGUUGAAAAAUAUGAAGUUGCUUUGCAAGAUAGGGAAGAAGCAGAAAUGCAUGCUGAUUUUAAUACAUGGCAUAAACAACCAGUUCUUAAAACUCCAUCACCUUUUGAGAAGCAAAUGUCAAUGAUUUAUACGCAUGAAGUAUUCAAAAAGUUCCAAGUUGAAAUUAUGGGAUUAUCUGGAUGUCAUGUCAAGAAAAGGAAUGAAGAUAGUCAGCUCACCUCUUUUACAAUAUUCGACUUUGGAAAUAGGGAAGAAUUUGUUGUAGAGUGGGAUGCAUCGAAAGAGAAAAUUUCUUGCAUAUGUCGUUUGUUUGAGUAUAAUGGGUAUCUUUGUAGACAUUCAUUGAUGGCCCUCCAAUAUAGUGGUAUCUUUGCUGUCCCAUCACACUACAUAUUGAAAAGAUGGACAAAGGAUAUCAGAAGUCGGCAUCAUAAAAGAAAAGUUAAUGAAGAUAUUUGUUCGAAGAAGGAGAGAUAUGAUCGUUUGUAUCCAAAGGCCUCUCAAUUGUUGGAGGAAGGAUCAUUAACCAAUGAGAGUUAUAACUUUGCAUGUCAUGCACUGGAAGAGGCCUUGAAACAAUGUGCAUUCCUUAACCGAUCCUUAAAAAAUAGCCAAGAAAAUAGCAGGAAGAGCACUUUGCUUGACAAGAAACUACUUGAUCCUCAAGAUUCAAAAACAAAAGGGGCACCGAAAAGAAUAAAGAGCGGCAUUGAAAGAGGUCGAAAGAGAAAAUCUACUGGUAGCGUGAAAAAGGCUGCAAUCGUUGAAAAAGAAGCAAUAUUUGUCACUGAUGAAGUUGUGGCUGCAUCAACAUCAAUGAUAUAAAAGUUCAUAUUAUGUAGGUGACUUUAUAGAUUUCAUAUUAAGUGGCUGCACUUUGAGUACCCUGUUAAUUAUCUCCCAUUUUCUGCUCAUUUGUCAGGCAAAACAGUAGAGUUCAAGGAGUUGAAGAAUCUUUAAGAUAUUUAUUUUAAAUUUUUAGUUUUACUCAACAAUACUCUCCUAAGUUUAU
Medicago truncatula (barrel medic) is the source of this 1065-nucleotide messenger RNA. Its product is annotated as protein FAR1-RELATED SEQUENCE 4-like. Gene Ontology annotation, molecular function: zinc ion binding. Gene Ontology annotation, biological process: regulation of DNA-templated transcription. Bases 99 to 878 code for a protein of 259 amino acids. The transcript has 2 exons. The record is from RefSeq and is a predicted model, not a curated record. NCBI's taxonomy places the organism in Eukaryota, Viridiplantae, Streptophyta, Magnoliopsida, Fabales, Fabaceae.